Messenger RNA from Eurytemora carolleeae, 2054 nucleotides. RefSeq names its product RAC-alpha serine/threonine-protein kinase. Gene Ontology annotation, molecular function: ATP binding; protein serine/threonine kinase activity. The record is from RefSeq and is a predicted model, not a curated record. The transcript is spliced from 15 exons. Bases 98 to 1714 code for a protein of 538 amino acids. Gene Ontology annotation, biological process: protein phosphorylation. Lineage: Eukaryota; Metazoa; Arthropoda; Copepoda; Calanoida; Temoridae.
UAGUAUUACUCACCUGAACCUACAGUUCCUCAACAUCACUUCUCAGACCUACAGUGAUCUAUCCAACUUGUUCUCCUGACUCCUGGUGACCUUAAUCAUGGAUCAGAACCUUCCUGGUAUCCUGGUUCCGCUGGACCCUGGGCAGAUGUUCUCCGAUAUGGGAGAAGAUUCAGAUUCAGAAAUCCUGAACUACGAAUUCGGGCCUGCUACUGCUCGAAGAUCGAACUCGAAUGUUGGGAUCGGAGUUAGGACGUUUGAGAUUGGUGAUACAGAGGUUGAGCUGAGGACGGGUGAGCUUGGAGCAAACACAGUUUGGGAAGGAUUUGUGUUAAAGCGCGGAGAACAUUGGAAAAACUGGAGACAACGGUACUUUAUGCUGCUGUCUGACGGAGAACUGUUGGGGUAUAAGAAUAAACCAUUAAAUCAGGAGGAACUUGACUUCCCUCUCAACUGUUAUACAAUCAGGGGUUGUCAGGUGCGCAGGACGGAGCAACCCAGGCCGAACUGCUUGGUUAUACGAGGCCUGUACAUGGAUACUGACGUAGAGAGACUACUAUGUACUGCAGAGAGUACAGCAAGAGAUGAGUUGUUUCAUUUUAUUGUACAGGUCCGGGACGCAUUGGAAGAGAAUUGCCGGAAACCAAGAACAGAAGAUGCUCGAGUAAAUGUUGGAAGUCCUCAGAAGAAGGUCAACCUAGAGGAUUUUGAAAUCCUGAAAGUUUUGGGGAAAGGCGCAUUUGGAAAGGUUGUAAUGUGUCGAGAGAAGAUGAGUAGAACCAUCUACGCGAUGAAGAUCCUGAAGAAGUCCUUGAUCCUGGAGAAGGACGAGGUUGAGCAUACCAGGACGGAGAACAGAGUUCUUCAAUCUCUUAGGCACCCGUUCUUGGUGAACCUGAAGUACUCAUUCAACAACGACGACAGGGUCUUCUUUGUCAUGGAGUACGUGGGGGGUGGGGAGUUGUUUGAGCAUAUAGGACGGUUGCAUCAGUUUCCUGAGCCAUGGGUUGCGUUCUACGGAGCAGAGAUUGUUCUAGCUCUAGGUUACCUUCAUCAGCGUGGUAUUAUUUACAGGGACCUAAAGUUAGAGAAUUUAAUGCUGGACUCACAAGGACACGUCAAGAUUGUGGACUUUGGACUCUGCAAGGACGAUAUAUUCGAAGGACGACUGGCAAGGACGAUGUGCGGUACUCCGGCUUAUAUGGCUCCGGAGGUGUUUGUGAAGCGUGAAUAUGGGCGUGGAGUUGACUGGUGGAGUUUAGGAGUUGUAAUCUAUGAGAUGGCCACAGGAGAACUACCGUUCUAUAAUGAGAAAAGAGCUGAAAUGUUUAAGAUUAUCUUCCAGGAGAAAUUAAGGUUUCCUAAAUCCAGUAUAUUGAGUGUAGAACUGAAGGAACUAAUAUCUGGACUUCUAGAGAAAGAUUCCACAAAUAGGUUGGGAUCAGGGGAGGGAGAUGCUGAGGAAAUCAUGAUUUCUCCGUUCUUCUCUGACAUUGACUGGAACCUAUUGGAGAAAAGAAAACUUAUCCCACCCUUCAAACCUCAGGUGAAAGAUGAGACUGAUGCCCCGUAUGUAGCUCCGGAAUUCUCCGCUUUAACAACCGACAUGACUCCGACAAACCCCUCAUCUGUACACUGUAACCUCUCAGAUAUUUACUUCAAGAAGUACUCCUGGAGUCAGAGCUAUUCAUCGAGAGAUAUGGAGUUGUCCAUGUGAUUGUAAAAGAUUCCAAGGCUUAGAACUUGAUCUGCUGUUUUACGGAAUUCGACUUUGUUUAGAUAAAAUGUUAUCUUAUAUCAUUUACCACCAAUUCUGCAUUCUGCAAUUUGAAAUAUUUGUAAUAUUGUAAUAAGAUAAAAAUAUCAUAACUUAAUUAUGACGCCAUAUAGAGUAUAGAAGUCUUGAAUAUUAUUUACACAUUAUGUAAAUUGUAAAAUGUGUAAAUCCAAAGAAAUCGAAUCUUCUUACAAAACUCCCCAAAAAAGUGACAAUUUCUCUGUAUAAUUAGUGCCUAAUUUUCUGAUACAAUAUACAAUAAAUUGCAUUUUUUACUUCA